CCUGAGUUAAGAAGCAUGGGAGGCUGGCGGGGUGUCGGAGCGCACACUGGCAUGGCUUACAUUGCUGUUGAUAGUUAAUAACCCAGGACGUUAAAGAACUGAACGGAGAGGGGAAAUGAACCACAACAAACUUUGGAGUCUGUCCUAGGCAAGAGGCUGUGAAGCACAGAGGAGAACACGCAUCCGACCCGCUCGUGAAGCAGUUACCUGGCUGAGCAGUGCUGGAAUGGCGGCUUCCUCUACCUGAUCAUGCUGCGCCGCUUCAAGCACAAGGUCCAUUCUCCUUACAAUGGCAACAGCGGCAACAGCUCGGAGCCAGGAGAGACACCGACCUUGGAGCUGGAUGACCGAACCGUGAAAAAGGGGAAGAGAACAAGAAAGUUUGGAGUCAUUUCCAGGCCUUCUACCCACAAGGCCACUGAAGAAUCCAAGAGCGGCACUGGGUGUGAGCUGGACAAUGGCCCCGUCUCUGAGCUGGACAAUGGCCCAGACCCAGAACUUGGAAAUGGCCAUGCCUUUGAGCUAGAAAAUGGCCCAGACUCUCUGAAGGAAGUGGCUGCAUCCCAUCUAGACGGGUCAGACGUGGACAGAGGGGCAGAGCCUAGAGUUCCAAAGACAGAGACUCCUCUGCCCACAAGCAAUGAUAAAUGCCACUUCUCAAAAUCGGGGAAGACGGACUUCCAAUCAAGCGACUGCCUGGCGAAGGAGGAAGUUGGCCGGAUAUGGAAGCUGGAACUGCUUAAAGAAUCAGAUGGGCUGGGAAUUCAGGUUAGUGGAGGCCGAGGAUCAAAGCGCUCACCUCACGCUAUCGUUGUCACUCAAGUGAAGGAAGGAGGUGCCGCUCACAGGGAUGGCAGACUGUCCUUAGGAGAUGAGCUGCUGGUCAUCAAUGGUCACUUACUGGUCGGGCUGUCCCACGAGGAAGCUGUGGCCAUCCUUCGCUCAGCCACUGGAAUGGUUCAGCUGGUUGUGGCCAGCAAGGAAACCUCUGCAGAGGACCUCCUGAGGUUAACGUCUAAGAGUUUGCCUGAUCUGACUAGCUCGGUAGAGGACGUAUCCUCUUGGACUGACAACGAAGACCAGGAGCCAGACGGGGAAGAGGACGAAGGAACUGGCCCGUCCUCCAUCCAGGGAGCUGUCCCUGGGGCAGGUGAUUCGUGUGGCUCUGAGGAUUCCAAGGGAAACCUGGAAAGUCCCAAGCAGGGCAACAGUAAAAUGAAGCUCAAAAGUCGUCUUUCGGGGGGUGUACACCGUCUGGAGUCUGUUGAAGAAUAUAAUGAGCUGAUGGUGCGAAACGGGGACCCCCGGGCCAGGAUGUUGGAGGUGUCCCGAGAUGGCCGGAAGCACUCUCUACCCCAACUACUGGAGUCUUCGGGAUCACAGGAAUACCACAUCGUGAAGAAGUCCACCCGCUCCCUGAGCACCACGCAGGUGGAGUCUCCGUGGAGGCUCAUCCGGCCGUCGGUCAUCUCCAUCAUCGGGCUGUACAAAGAAAAGGGCAAGGGCCUUGGCUUUAGCAUUGCCGGAGGUCGAGACUGCAUUCGAGGACAGAUGGGGAUUUUUGUCAAGACCAUUUUCCCAAAUGGAUCAGCUGCCGAGGAUGGAAGACUUAAGGAAGGGGAUGAAAUCCUAGAUGUAAAUGGAAUACCAAUAAAGGGCUUGACGUUUCAAGAAGCCAUUCAUACCUUUAAGCAAAUCCGGAGUGGACUGUUUGUGUUAACCGUACGCACAAAGUUACUGAGUCCAAGCCUCACGCCCUGCUCCACCCCCACACACAUGAGUAGAUCCAGCUCCCCAAACUUCAACUCCAGUGGGGGAACCUCGGCGGUAGGCUCUGAUGAAAGCAACUCUUCCUCCCUGGGUCGGAAGGCCCAUGGGCCCAAGGACAGAAUUGUCAUGGAAGUAACACUCAACAAAGAGCCCAGAGUUGGAUUGGGCAUUGGCGCCUGCUGCCUGGCCCUGGAGAACAGCCCUCCGGGCAUCUACAUUCACAGCCUUGCCCCGGGAUCCGUGGCCAAGAUGGAGAGCAAUCUGAGCCGCGGAGAUCAGAUCCUGGAAGUGAACUCGGUCAACGUCCGCCAUGCUGCUUUAAGCAAAGUCCACUCCAUCUUGAGCAAAUGUCCCCCGGGACCCGUGCGCCUUGUCAUCGGCCGGCACCCUAAUCCAAAGGUUUCCGAGCAGGAAAUGGAUGAAGUGAUAGCACGCAGCACUUACCAGGAGAGCAAAGAGGCCAGUUCCUCUCCUGGCUUAGGUACCCCCUUGAAGAGUCCCUCUCUCGCAAAAAAGGACUCCCUGCUCUCUGAAGCCGACCUCUCCCAGUACUUUGCCCCGGACGUCCCAGGCCCCUUGGCAGACUUCGUGGUGGCGGGCUCGGAGGACGAGGAGCACGCGGGGAGCGGCUGCAGUGCCUCCACUCCCAAGGAACCAGGAAAAGCCAGGGCCAACAGCCUUGUGUGUCUAGGAAGCCAGCGGGGCUCCGGGCUCUUCCACAAGCAGGUGACAGUCGCCAGACAGGCCAGUCUGCCCGGGAGCCCGCAGGUCCUCCGAAACCCUCUCCGCCGCCAGAGGAAGGUGGGCUGCUACGACGCCGAGGACGCCAGCGAUGAGGAGGAGUUCGAGGGCGAAGGGGACUGCAUCUCCCUCCCGGGGAGCCUCCCAGGUGCCGGCAGGCCUCUGACAGAGGACGACUCUAGGCACGGCUUGACCUCUUCCAAGGUCAUGGGUGUCCACAACCGAGAGGACCAUCCCCAGAAAACACUGGUCAGCAAGGCCUCCUCGGUGCCUCUCCUCGGCAGCUCCCUGAGCUUGGAGAGUGUCCCAGGCGACUUGGGGGACACUCCUCCCCAUGCAGCUAACCCGCUGUCUUCUGCAGAGGCCCCCAAAGGUGGCUCUGGCUGCUUGGGGAGGAAGGAACUGUCGGGGUCCAGGAGUUCACCCAAAUUGGAAUACAGAGCUGAUACCCAGAGUCUGGUGAGUGCGGACAGCGCCAGUGCCCCCCAGCAGAGGAGUGAAAGCCUGGGGUGCAGGCACAGGCCAGUGGCCAGGGUCAGCCCACACUGCAAGGGGCUGGAGGCCAAGGCCAGGCCCCCCGCGUCCGAGACAGUAAACCUGGCCGCCGGAGGUAAUGACCCCAAGGGUCUGGAAUCUAAGGUCCCGGCCGCUUCCGUCCACGAGACCAUGACUGGCGUCCGACCAGGUGGAGCUGUGGACAAGGAUUCUCUGGGGAAGCUGACCAUCGGGCAUGGGCCCCACCCAGGAGCUGGCCGCCUCCCAGAGAGCCUGCCCGAAGCUGGACCAGACCAGGAGCAACACCCUGGGACGGGACUGGAUGGCUCCCCAGACCUCGCCCCUUCCCCAGGGCAGAAGGAGGCCGCUCACUCAGAUCCCAGCAAGACCUCCAUAGACACAGGACAUGGGAGGCGGCGUGAGGACCCCAGAGAGCCAGUGCCGCCCAGGGCCCCCAAGUCUGAGGACAAAAUUAAUCCUGACAAACAUUUUACUGUGAACAAAAACUCUCUGAGCAACUACUCUAGAAAUUUCAGCAGUUUUCACGAGGACAGUGCGUCCCUAUCAGGCCCUGGUGACAGCACGGAGCUGUCUCUCUCCUCCAUGUACGGGGACGCCGAGGACUCGUCCUCUGACCCCGAGUCGCUCCCCGACGCCCCACGAGCUUGCACCAGGGACACCCGGUCACCUACUCGUUCUCGUGGGUCUUCUCACAGGGAAGACACUACGGAAUCGGAGGAGGAGCAGAUUGAAAUCUAUUCCACAGGGGGUUUCCCCACCCCAACCUCGAUGGCGGGGCCCGUGCCUGCCCAGGAGGCACCCUGCCCCGUGCCAGCCGGAGGCCUGCCCAGGAGGCACGGCGCUCUGGGUGAGGCCGUGGGAAGAAGCGCUCAGGGGCGUGAACCUCCCGUGGGCCCACAGAUUCCACAGCACUGGGGGGCCCCGGGGGAAGCAGCAGCAGGGGGAGCCCCCAGCACCGGCUCAGCCGUGGAAAGCCUCCAGCCCUCCGCAGCCGCCGGGCACCUGCACAGCGCCCCGGUCGCCCUCAGCUCUCCUAGCAUGGUGAAUGGUUUGGGACACGGCCUGUUGGAUGGUGAAACCACAAAUGAAAAACCAGAAACAAGUGUGAACGCAACUGAAAGUGCGGGUGCCCCCGAGAGCGAGGAAUGUGCCCUGGCAAACCUGCUCCGCUCCGAAAGCCAAGACCUGGAGGACGCGCUGCAGAAACCAAAGCUGGUCUCCAGGAGGCCCAUCAUGGCCUGGUUUAAAGAGAUCAAUAAAAGCAGCCACGGUGCUCACUUGCAGAGCAGGACUGACAAGGGGCAGCCCGCCAUGCCGGCCACCAGUCCUGACUCCAAAAGUCAGGUGUUGAGCACAAGCCACAGAAAGGGGGUCGCUGUGCUGAACAGCCCCCCUCAGCUGAAACUGAAUCUUGAAAAUAAAGACCCACCUAAAAAAAGCUCAGCGGAGACCCUUUUGAGUAACUGCCAGAAACCCAAGUCCGGUCCUAAGCUGAAGAGGCUGAGCAGCAAGAGCAAAAGCAAAGGCAGCGCCGAGGCCCCUGCAGCGACCACGCCUAAGGCCGGUGGGACGGACCCCAGGAGGUCCCUGGUCUCCCCCCAGGCCUCCCACAAAACGCUCUCUAAGGCAACGUCACACCGGUCCCACGGAGCUGACCACGAGGAGCCCGGCAAAAACGCCGCCGCCACCGCCAGGUCUCCCCAGUGUGCGCUGGAGAGCAAGCCCCCCCCUGCGGCCUCGGGGUCACUGAGGCUGUCAGCCUCUGACACGAGCAUCAGACCACCCGUUUCGCCCCUCACCUCCCCCAAGGCUCUUCCUGAGCAAGGUGCGGGCAACAGGUUCCACACGUCUGUGCACUCCGGACCCGACAGAGGCAGCCCGGCCGCCCCCAGACCUAAGUGUGGACCAGAGAGCAAGGCGGCCUCGGGGACAGGUCCCGCCUUGAGGAGCAGCGCGUCCACAGCAGUGGGCCGGCGGGAACCCCCGCCUCCCCGGCAGGGCCAGCAGCUCGCGGCCUGCCUAACGUAUUCGGUACCAGAAGCAGCCCAACCUGGGGUGACCGGUGACAAAGGAAGCAAAACAAUUGCUAAUGAUCCCCCAGAAAGAACCAACCAGCUGAAAAUAGUUGAAAUUUCUUCUGAAAGAAUGCCAAAGAACGCAUGUGGAGUAGACAUGCCAGCCGAAAGGGGCAGACCGGGAGGGUUCGUGACCCAGAGCAACGGUCAGAAGAGUGAACGUGGACUCUGCCACCAGCCAGUGGAAUCGUCCCCAAACCAUGCACCUGCACUCGCGUCCCGCGCCUCCCCCGUGGAGCCGGAAAUGCAGUGCUCGUUCAGCGUGGCAAAGCUGGCCGCCUCCUCCCCGGGGAAGUCGAGCCAGGUGCCAGACUCCACGGAGAUGCCCAAGAACAGCACAGCAGCGGCCACAGCGCUGGAUGAGCCUCCCUAUUUCACGCCAAGGCCGGCAACCAGGACCUACUCCAUGCCAGCCCAGUUCUCGAGCCAUUUUGGACGGGAAGGGCCUUCCCUGCACAGCCCAGGGCGCUCCCACCGGGACAGCCAGAUCCCUGGGACAAGCGGCCCGGAGGCCAAGGGGUGCAGAGGCGGAGCUCUCGGCCUGGCUAACGGACCAGGCGUCUACAGUGUGAAGCCCCUGCUGGAGACGUCGAGGGCCCUCCCAACCACCGACGAAGGGGACGUCCUUUCAGUGCAGGACACGAGCUGCCUCGUCACCGACAAAAUCCGAGUCACCAGAAGACACUACUACUUGGAGCAGCACUGGCCCCAUGAAUCUACCUCAUUCUUCUCGGUGAAGCAGAGGAUCAAGUCCUUUGAGAACCUGGCCAAUUCGGACCGGUCCCUGGCCAAGUCUGGGGCUUCCGCGUUUUUGUCUGUGAGCUCCAAGCCUCCCAUUGGGAGACGGUCCUCUGGCAGCGUAGUUUCAGGGAGCCUCAGCCACCCCAGUGACCUGGCAGCGAGGUCACUGCGACGCAGCCUGAGUUCCUGCAGCGAAAGCCAGGGCGAAGCCAGCACCCUCAUCCCCCAGAUGACCAAGUCCCCGUCCAGCGUGACGCUGACAGUCCCCCGGCAUCACCCGGUGGAGGCCAGGAACAAGGGCCCUGAUUCCGACCCGAAGCAAUCGCUUGGUCCUUCCGGAAUCCCCACCCCAAUAGUGACCCCGGCCUCUCCCAUCAAGAAGAACAAGUCCUCGGUGCGCCACACCCAGCCCUCGCCUGUAUCCCGCUCCAAGCUCCAGGAGCUGAGGGCCUUGAGCAUGCCCGACCUCGACAAGCUCUGCAGCGAGGACUUCCCCGCAGGGCCCACGGCUGUGCUCUUCAAGACAGAGCUGGAGAUCGUGCCCAGGAGGUCCCCCGGCUCCCCGGCCGGAGGCCUCAAUGGGGCCACUGCCCUUCUGUGUCCUGUGCAGGGGGCGGACAGGGCCUGUCCGGGGGGAAGCAGGCCUAAAGCCAGUGAGCCUGGGGCACCCAGUUCAGCCAAUGUGAGUGACACCAAUCGGGAUCUGCCCUCUGGAAAAAGCUGGUCAGUUAAUUUGGAUCAACUUCUAGUCUCAGUGGGGGACCAGCAAAGAUUACAGUCUGUUUUGUCAUCGGCGAGGUCGAAAUCUACCAUCCUGACUCUCAUGCAGGAAGCGAAAGCACAAUCAGAGAAUAAAGAAGAUGUCUGCUUCAUAGUCUUGACUAAAAAAGAAGGCUCGGGUCUGGGGUUCAGUGUGGCAGGAGGGACAGAUGUGGAGUCAAAUGCGAUUGUGGUCCAUAGGGUAUUUUCUCAGGGGGCAGCUUCUCAGGAAGGGACUAUGAACCGAGGGGAUUUCCUCCUGUCAGUCAAUGGUGCCUCACUGGCUGGCUUGGCCCAUGGGGAUGUCCUGAAGGUUCUGCACCAGGCACAGCUGCACAAAGAUGUCCUCGUGGUCAUCAAGAAAGGAAAUGACCAGCCCAGGCCCUCCACCCGGCAGGAGCCACACACAGCCAAUGGGAAGAGCUUGCUGUCCAGAGACACCAUCUCCCUGGAGCCUGGAAUGGGAAUGGGGAGAAGAGGAGCUGCACAGGAUGCUCUGUGCGUUGAAGUAUUGAAGACCUCGGCUGGGCUGGGAUUGAGCCUGGAUGGAGGAAAAUCGUCCAUGUCUGGGGAUGGGCCCCUGUUCAUUAAGAGAGUGUACAAAGGUGGUGCAGCUGAACAGGCUGGAACAAUAGAAGCUGGGGAUGAAAUCCUUGCCAUUAACGGGAAACCCCUGGUUGGGCUCAUGCACUUCGAUGCCUGGAAUAUUAUGAAGUCUGUCCCAGAGGGACCUGUGCAGUUAGUAAUUAGAAAGCAUAGGAAUUCUUCCUGAAAUAAGCAUGAGUAGUGACACUCACAUUUUUUAUAAGAAUCUCCUUUUCUCUGUUCCCUUCGUAUUUCAGCAAGUCAGAAGGACGUCUUGAAACGGCAGAAAAACACUGGUGUAGGCAAGGACUAUAAAAAUCUCCACAUUUUUACUAACAGAUGAUGCUCGACUCUGGAAGCCUUCCCUGGAUCACCUAGGCCAGGAGGGUUCGUUUUGUUCUGGUACCUGUCCCCCACCUUUCGCUGUUACUCACGGGGAUAUAAGACUUGGCAGGGUGCCUUCUUUCAUUUCAAACAUUGAGUUAGACCUUCACUUCUUUUGGCCACCUCUUCCCAACAUCCCAAUCCGGGCAAUUGGGGAGCCUACACAGGCUGAGGGGCAACACAAAUGUCAUGACUAAACGGACUCUAGUUUUUUAUAAUUUUGUAAGUAAAUACCAAUGCUUUAAGCACAUUCAAUGGACAGAACUGUAGGUCUGUAUGUUACCCUGAAAAGAAAAUGAGACUUUAAAAUAUAAUAAUAAUCAAUUUAUGACCUAAUGGUUAGGCUGAGCUCAGGAAUUAUCCAAAAAUGAAAAAACAAAAUACAGAAAGUGGUAUAUUUUAGUGAGUGUAAAGUGCAAUAUAUGGCUGCAGAGUUCAACUCAGUGGGUUACUGAUCACAGUGAAGUGUUGGUCAUGGUCUAAAAGUGUCAAUCAUAAGGCUGUUUUACAGAAAUGCAGUUCUGAUAAACUGUACUAAAUAGCAUGAACUUGCUGCUUAAAAUGAGCAGAAAGUUCCAGCUUGGAAAGCACCUUGUAUCUAGUUUGGAACUUGUCUUGAGGAAGUGCUUGAAUUCCAGACUGGUCAACACAAAAGCAGGCAAAAAUAUCAGUCACUGGGUUUCCAUUUCUAUAUUUUAUGUACUCUAACAGUAAUUUAAAUUUUUAGAAAUCAAAUAUCUUUUUAGUAUCCUUUGAUUUAUAAACAUAGGCAUUAUAUUUACCAUCCAAAUAAGAGGAUCUUAAAAUAAUCCACUUAGGGGACUGUUUGUUGUGUCUCCACCACCCCCCGCCCCCCAACAAGCUUACAAAAUGUACCGUUUCUAAGCAUUGGAUCACUUUACCUGACUUGGGUAUUAUGACAUAUCUCUGCAGUGACUGAAAUUUUUGCUGUUUUUGUUUCUGUUUUGCAAAUUAUUCCUUUUGCCAAAACUGUUUCCCUGCAGAAGACCAUUGUAACUCAUGCUGCUUGUGAAACUUGUCCCAGCUGCUCUCCUUUCGAAGCAUGAAUUUUGUAGGUGCUGUUCCUUGCUACAAAAUUGGCUUUUCUCCCCUCAUACUUCAAACCUUCAUCAGCUUCCUUUACCAAAAUGAAGGAGGAAAGUGAGUCACUUUCAAGGUAAAGGAGGAGUACUAUGUAGUUACAACCCAGAUCCUCGGGGGGCACACACUAGCUGACUGAGUCCAGGGAAUACAGGUGACACUGUGUACCUGUGCACAUGAUGACGCUAAGGUUUUAUGUUGAGCUUCUUUCAAAAACUAUAGCUUGAGUCUAUGGCUUAGAGAGAACAACACAGGUCAUCAUACCCCCGGGAUCAUGGAAGUACUUGAGCUGUCACUUUGUACAUCAUUUUCCUGAGUGAUUAAUCCCAGUAAACCUCCAUGGAGUUGCCCAGAGAGGUCUCAGAUGGAAGUGAAAUAUCUUGAUUGGUGUGAGCCCAGAUUUCUCACCCUUUAAAAGGUUCUAUAAAAGAAAACAUAGUACAGGAAUUAGCUAGAAAGACCUGAUUAAUUUAGCUUCUACUUUCACUACAAUUCCAGGUAAGAUACUAUAGAAAGUCAGUACAAGGUGCAUGCUAGAUUGUUUAAGUCUCUGGGGUCAGUUUUGUGGUUUCUGUUUUCUUGACAUGCAACUAUUUGAAAUCAACACUGAAAACUAUUUUUUGCCUCUACUCUUCCAGCUGUGCCUCUUAAGAAACACAGUCCUCUGUGAGCAGACAGGAAUUUCUAGAGCAAUGGGAUGGUCUCCUCCUGAGAGUCCCUGAUCCUCACUCAAAUCUGAGGAGUGCAAGGGUAGACACCUCUGGCUCAUUAAAAUAUCUUAAAGUCAUCAGCCAUUUCUAGUAGAUGUUGCCAGAAUGGUUCCCUGGCUGACGGUUGGACAAUAAGGGAGGAAGCAAAACUGUUUUUGACCCUAAGAUAGAGAGCUACUUAUUUAUCUUCAGUGUUCAGGCAUGACUAGUAUUUCUAAUUAGUCUAAUAAAUUCCCAUACUUCCUGACGUGAACACCAAUGGUAUUAUCCUACUAAGACUUCCAUUGUUUUGGUUUUUUAACUGGUCAUUCACAAUAAGCUAUGAGGCUAAAUAUGUGUUAUAACAUGUAAAUCGUAGUUGCAAGAAUAGACCGUGAAGGUUGAGUUUCACUUAUGUUCUACCAGACACAUCUCAUUUGAUUUUAUGGUUGACUUAAUUGGCACCAUACCUGUUGUUUGAUAUAAUCCUUUAUUUAUGUAAAAUAAAAUGCCUUAUAUUAUUAAAGAUUAAGUGCAAUAAUAUGAAAUAGCCUGUACAUUUUUAAAUGUCGCCAAGUUAUGUAAACCCACAUCUCUGUAAACAACUUUUUUAAAGUAAUUUUAAAAAAAUAAACACUCUGCUUAUUA
Molecule: messenger RNA, 10009 nt
Organism: Eptesicus fuscus (big brown bat)
Lineage: Eukaryota; Metazoa; Chordata; Mammalia; Chiroptera; Vespertilionidae
Gene: PDZD2
Product: PDZ domain containing 2
Exons: 25
Coding region: 250-7374 (2374 amino acids)
Molecular function (GO): protein binding
Source: RefSeq, a predicted model, not a curated record